This is a messenger RNA of Toxotes jaculatrix (banded archerfish), 2419 nucleotides long. RefSeq names its product glyoxylate reductase/hydroxypyruvate reductase a (gene grhpra). The transcript is spliced from 9 exons. Gene Ontology annotation, molecular function: hydroxypyruvate reductase [NAD(P)H] activity; NAD binding; glyoxylate reductase (NADPH) activity. Gene Ontology annotation, cellular component: cytosol. The record is from RefSeq and is a predicted model, not a curated record. The coding region runs from base 599 to 1504 and encodes 301 amino acids. Lineage: Eukaryota; Metazoa; Chordata; Actinopteri; Toxotidae.
CGAAUCAGGGAAAUGUAAACAUUCCCUUACUGGGAACUGAGAUGAUUAGAGAGAAUCUGAAUUUGCUUCCAACUAAAUGAAUAAAGCAAACAGCUGAGCGGACUGAUGACUGAUUUACCUCAACAAAGCCUUUUGCAACUAUUUAUAAACCUGAAAUCCGGACCAACAGGAUGACAGAUAAGACACAAUACUUGUCAUCAGAUUCGUGCAGAAAAAGGGGUCCAUGAGAGACUGAGACAGAACAGCAGAAACUCUUAACCCCUUAAGGUAAAAAAAAAAAACAUCGCUACAACUUCACGCAGGCGCACUUCCGCGAAAGAAAGUGCUUCCUCCUUGAGCCGCGGAGGCGCAUGUGAAGUGUAGUUCCUCCUCAGUGAACGCUGCAAACACUGAAGGUUAAAACAGUUGAAGUGUCAGCUUGUGCAGACUGUGAAGACACCCGUCCGCACCGCGGAUUUCGCGCUCUUCUGUCCGGAGGGGAGUUGAAGUCAUUCCGGCCUUUAAAGUGGGAUGCAGGCAGCUGGAAAACUCAUGAAGGUUUUCGUGACGAGGCGCAUUCCGCCGGAGGGGACGAAGAUCCUGUCAGCGGCCGCAGAGUAUGAAGUGUGAGCUGUCCCUGUGGGACACGGAUGAACCUGUGCCGAGAGCAGAGCUCCUCAAAGGUGUGCAGGGGGCUCACGGUCUUCUGUGUCUGCUGUCAGACAAGGUCGAUGCUGAGGUUCUAGACGCUGCAGGGCCAAACCUAAAAGUGAUCAGCACCCUGUCUGUGGGAUUUGACCACUUGGCUCUCGAUGAAAUAAAAAAACGUGGCAUUCGUGUUGGAUACACCCCAGAUGUGCUGACUGAUGCCACAGCCGAACUGACGGUAGCUCUGCUGCUGGCCACCGCUCGCCGAUUACCAGAGGGAGUGGAGGAGGUCAAAAAUGGUGGCUGGAGUUCGUGGACGCCCCUCUGGCUGUGUGGUUAUGGUCUUUCUGGCAGCACAGUGGGAAUCAUUGGAUUGGGACGCAUUGGUAUGGCGAUCGCUCAAAGACUCAUGCCCUUUGGAGUGAAGAGGCUGCUGUACUCUGGGAGAACAGCCAAGGCCCACGCCGCAGAGGUGAAUGGAGAAUUUGUUCCCCUGGACACACUUGUUUCUGAGAGCGACUUCAUAGUUGUUUCCUGCUCCCUGACACCAGAAACCCAGGGACUGUGCGACAAGGCCUUCUUCAGCAAGAUGAAGAACACUGCAAUCUUCAUCAACUCGAGCAGGGGGGCUGUGGUGAACCAGGAGGAUCUGUACGAGGCUUUGAGCAGUGGACAGAUUGCUGCGGCUGGGUUGGAUGUAACAACACCUGAGCCACUCCCAACAAACCAUCCUCUUCUCACACUGAAAAACUGUGUGGUGUUGCCGCACAUCGGCAGUGCCACCUACUCCACCAGAGGCGUCAUGUCAGACUUGGCAGCACGAAACCUGCUGGGUGGUUUACGGGGAACAGAAAUGCCCAGUGAACUGACCUUCUAGAGCCUGAAACCGAGCCGCUGUGCCUACUGCCUCCCCUGGUGCUGCGUGGACAUCAGUAAACAGUAAUGUACUGGUCUGAUAAUGGUCUCUGAUGUGAGACCGAAUUGGUGAAGGGAUGGAGAGAAUAGUAAGAGUACUAACCUAGUUCACAACAUUCUCAGAUACAUGUUUACACUGUGUCACUGUCCACUUGAUAGUUUCAUUUGAUCCUGUCGCAGUUAUACAGAAGCACUUUUAAUUUUCUGAGAGCAUUUUUUUGAGGAAGGAAAUGCUCAGCUCAAGGUUUAGUCAUUUCAUACAUCUAAGUCUUUUCAAGUUCUUGAAAAAGUGGCUAGUGAACAAACUAGAAGCACUCCUUAACUUUAGUCCUUAUCAAAACACACUAUACAUGUCUAGUUUCAUGGAAAAUUGCAGUUGAACUGGAAAAACGUUCUCUCGUUUGCAUCUAAAACAGAUUAGCAUUAUGCUUGGUGGUCUGCACUUUAAUGAUAAUGCUCCAUGUCUGUUGUGAGCGAACUGUACAACACUCCAAGUCUGGGUGAAAUGGGAUUUUUCUUAAGAAUAAAAAUCAUUUAAUUUAAUUUGGUUGAAAUGUAAAGCUGUGCAUGCCUGUUUUCAAAACAAGAACCCCUGAAAUGGAUUUAAAUUCGAUAAAAAUCACCAAAUGCAUUAUUUUAUUCUGAUCACUCUUAAUCUGGCCGUGAUAUAAACAAUGUUAUUCUUUGAGAAUAUUUUCAGUGCAUUCACAUCAGACUGGCUAAAGUUUAUGUUUCAAUUAUGAAAAAAAAAAAAUCAGCAUAGUUGAGCACAUAAAAAAUGUGAAAUAACUUAAGAGAUACAUCAGCAAAUUGACUUUGAUUUCAUGUUACAUAAAAUUCAUUGGAAAAGUAUUUGGGAUUAAUAAAUAAUAAAGUU